Xiphias gladius (swordfish) is the source of this 8633-nucleotide messenger RNA. RefSeq names its product cadherin-18-like. NCBI's taxonomy places the organism in Eukaryota, Metazoa, Chordata, Actinopteri, Istiophoriformes, Xiphiidae. The coding region runs from base 678 to 3893 and encodes 1071 amino acids. Gene Ontology annotation, molecular function: cadherin binding; calcium ion binding. Gene Ontology annotation, cellular component: catenin complex; plasma membrane; adherens junction. Gene Ontology annotation, biological process: multicellular organism development; adherens junction organization; cell morphogenesis. The transcript has 12 exons. The record is from RefSeq and is a predicted model, not a curated record.
AGAGAGGGAUAUACACUUUCUUGUCCACAGUGGCAGGCAGAUGUAGAGAGAGCAAGCAGGAUCGAGAGAGGGACAGAUGAGAGUAACGCAGCAGGAGGAGUGGGAGUGUGAACACAUCCGUCUGCAUGAGGAGAGAAGACCUUUGAUGAGCUGCAGACCCAACCAUCAGUUGCUGACUUUCUGCUUUCAACAUGAAAAAAAAAAUCUUCAGCUUUUGGCCAUAGUAAAUAUUAUAUAUGGUGUUGAAACCACAAACAUGCCAUGGACUUUACUACUUUACUACUUACUACUACAAAGUAUAUGGAUUUGCUGUACCUACUUUCACGUUAAUUAAGUGAUGGUUCUGGUCUGAAUUUCUCAUAAUAAUCCAAAUGUCCUCAAGUGUGGGAACAAUGUUGGGAGGAAGAAAACUGCUACAUAUUAAGGAACAUCUAAUGUCCACACAAAGUUAAAGUAGUGAACCAGAUUAUGGAGUUCUUUUUUAUUUUUCUGAGGGAACGAUAUGAAAUGAUUCUUUGGACUGCACCAUGUGGACACUCCUGGCUACCCUGCACUGUAAAAAGGACUGCAAACCUGUGUGUUUGAGUGUAUUUGUGGCUGUGUUUGUGUAUGCCCAUGGUGGUAUGACACAGUGGAGGUGAGAGGGGAAGACAUUUCCAGGCCAUUUUUUCUUUACAAUGAGAGUUCCAGCCGGUGUGGCUGCAGUUUCCUGUCUUUGUCCUCUGGUGGUCUUCCUAUGUGUUGUCUCCCAGUGUUGUUAUGGGACCCGGGUCAAUUUGAGCCCUCACAUUAACCCUAACCCCAGCCUGUACCCUAACCCGAGGCUCAAAUCAUUGCCUGAACCAACCCCAAUCCCAAGCAAAAGUCCUGACAAACAUAAGACUCCACUGAAGCCCAGCCAGCUCUCAAGUUCUAGCCAGAACCUCUGGAGCAAGUUUCAGUUAAAGCCAAGUCUUGAUACUGUGUCCUAUGUUACAGACAACCACAGGACCAACAUAAACUUUCCAGCGGCAAUCUCCCAGGCGACAUCAAGCUCAAACACUAGACUCAAACAGAGUUCUAAUUCAAGGCAAGAGUCGGCAUACAAAUCAACUUCUCAGCAGUUGGCAAGAAACACCCUAAAAAGCCCCAAGCAAUCUUCAAAAUUCAACCCCAAAACCAAUUCAAAACCAAGGGUUGGAUCUCUGUUGCAGCCAAAGCCCAAGUCAGUUCCCAACUUUCAGGUAGUGCCCGGACCUAAAACCAAUCCUGAGUCAGUCCCCAACACUAAAUUGCCUUCACUAUCCAGUCCUAAUCAAAGGUCCAACUCAUCUGGUACUAUGAACCCUAGCAGAAACUAUAAUGCCAGUCCAGCCUCUCUAUCCAAUCCCAAAUCCCAUUCCAAACUUAAACCUUCCUCGCAAACAAAUACAAAUGCCAAAUCUGACUCGAAGAUCUCCAACCCAAACUCCAGAACAUCCAUCAGAGCACAGAGGAACCAGACCAAGUUGUUGGACACAGACAAGGAUUCUCACUAUCGGCCCAAGAGAGGCUGGAUCUGGAACCAGUUCUUUGUUCUGGAGGAACACAUCGGGCCUGAAUCUCAGUACGUCGGAAAGCUCCAUUCCAACUCUGACAAGGGCAAUGGCUCUGUGCGAUACAUCCUGUCGGGUGAGGGAGCCGGGUCUGUCUUCAUCAUUAACGAGACUACGGGCGACAUCCACGCUGCCAAAAGCCUGGACCGUGAGAGGAAGUCCCAGUAUGUCCUACAUGCAAGGGCCAUUGACCGGCAGACAAACCGUUCACUGGAGGCAGAGUCAGAGUUCAUCAUCAAGGUCCAGGAUGUCAAUGACAAUGCUCCAACAUUCCCUGAUGGACCCUUCUCUGCCACUGUGCCUGAGAUGUCUGAUGUUGGAAUGUCAGUUUUCCAGGUGACAGCCUCAGAUGCAGAUGACCCGACCUACGGGAAAAGUGCCAAGAUAGUUUACAGCAUCCUGGCUGGACAGCCGUACUUUUCUGUUGACCCCAAGACAGGUAUCAUCCGUACAGCCAUGUCCAACAUGGACCGUGAGACAAGGGAUCACUACGCUGUGGUGAUCCAGGCCAAAGACAUGGCGGGCUCGGUCGGAGGACUGUCUGGAUCCACUACUGUCAACAUCACCCUCGCUGACGUCAAUGACAACCCUCCAAAGUUUCUGCAGAAGAGUUACCAGCUGUAUGUACCAGAGCUGGCUCCAGUUGGGAAGGCAGUGGGUCGGAUCAGAGCCAACGAUGAGGACGAAGGGCAGAAUGCUGAGAUGACCUACAGCAUCACUAAUGCAGAUGCAGCUGCCAUCUUCACCAUCACCACUGAUGCUGACCGCAGGGAGGGAAUCAUCUCCCUCAAGCAGCCCCUGAACUAUGAGAAGAGAAAAGUGCACACACUUAACAUCGAAGGCUCCAACACUCACCCAGACUUCCGCUUCUCCCACCUGGGACCAUUUAGGGAUUCUACAUCACUGCGAGUGAUUGUGGGGGAUGUAGAUGAGCCUCCUGUCUUCUCCAUGGACUACUACAUUAUGGAUGUGUACGAAAACUCACCUGCUGGCACCCAGGUUGGCACUGUAACUGCCGUGGACCCUGAUAGCACCAACAGCGCUAUCAGGUACUUCAUAGAAAAUGGAGAGGAAAGACCUUUGUAUUUCACCAUUGGGGUGAACAGUGGCAUCAUCAGGACUACUGAGGUUCUCGACCGAGAACAAACAGCAUGGCAUAACAUCACUGUGAUGGCUGCAGAAGUUGAUAACCCACGUAUGGUGAUUCAUGUCCCAGUCACAAUCCAGGUCCUGGAUGUCAAUGACAACAUUCCAUCCAUCUCUGGGGGCAACAAUGCCAUCAUAGUGUGUACGAGCACCAAAAAUGGACAGGUGAUUCAAACCAUCCGAGCAGCAGAUCUGGACAACUUUGCAAAUGGAAAGUUCUCCUUCUUUGUGCCUGCUGAGCAUCAAGUUACUGCAAAUUUUACAGUGAAAGACAAUGGAGACAACACUGCCAGUAUAGUAUCUCGCCGCCAUGAAGGCUUCAGCCAGGACAGAGACCCAGAGUUCUUCAGCCUGGUGGUCGUGGUGGCUGAUGGUGGGGAGCCUCCUCUAAGCAGCACUGCCACACUCUCCCUAAGGGUGUGUGUGUGUCAGAGGAACACCAGGGGGCGCAGCAGCAACAACAUCUGUCAGGCCCAGGCCUUCCUGUCCUCAGCUGGUCUCAGCACUGGGGCUUUUGUGGCUAUACUGCUGUGUAUCGUUAUAUUAUUAGCCAUAGUGAUUCUGUUCACGCAGCUACGAAAUAAAAAAGCAAGCAAAGAGCCCUUGAUUCUCUCUGAAGAGGACAUCAGAGAAAACGUGGUUACCUAUGACGAUGAGGGAGGCGGGGAGGAGGACACUGAGGCCUUUGACAUUGCUGCACUUCGAAAUCCCAAAGGCUCCGAGCCUCGCAGGAAGUUCCGCACCUACCUUGGCCAUGGACCAAGCCUAUGCAGUGAAGAGGACGAGGUCGAGGAUAAUGAAGAGGGGACGACGGUGGUGAGUAGUAGGAAUGCUCAGCAGGUAGAUUACGGGAACUACAGCCCAGAGUCUGAACCUGCCUGGUUUAUCAUUGACUGCAUUCCUCAAGAGAUCAGCCAGUCGGCGCCCUCGCUCCUGCUGGAUGGUCAUGACAUAAUUCAGCAGAUUAUCCAGCAGAAGGUGGCUGAAGCAGACUCUGACACACGGGGUCCACCUUAUGAUUCACUUCAGACAUACGCCUAUGAAGGCCUUGGGUCCUUGGCCGGGUCAGUCAGCUCUUUGGGCCUAACUGCUGCAGUGCCAGAACUAAACUAUGCUGACUUGGAAGACUGGAAAGCAGAGAUGCAAACACUGGAACAAACUGUUGGAGAGUAGCUGGCUUCAGGCCAAGCUAACCCCAGAAACCUAAAGAUUUCCGUCCAAAAGUUCUUUUUUUGUUUACUUUUGGCCAGAUUUGCUCAAGUAAAUUACUUUUUUCUCGUGUCAUUUAAACCGGCGUGCAAGGAUGCAAAACUGCUGCUGCAAAAAGUUGGCAUUUAGGAACUGCAAUAUGUGAAAUCAGUGGAUAAGCCAUUUCUAUCUAACAGGAGAAAAGAACACACACUGGCUGAAGGGAAACCAGGGGGAAAACAUCCUAGAUUGAGUGCUGCAAUGAGGGACAGUAUGCAAAAUGACAGAGGGCAGGUGUUUUAAAAUGAAAAGGUCAAUUUGCAUAUAGUUUCUUCCCUCUGCUCUGCUUGUUAGGUGAGUUAGUGGUAAAAAUAAGGCUAGUGUUGAGCCAAAAGGAUUCUGGUCUUGAUCUUCACAGUCACUGAAACUCCAGUCAUUUAAAAACCCUUGCACAGCUACCCUGGAGAUGAAUAACUAAGUGGCUUGGAGCACAAUGACCCAGGGUUCGGGGAUCAGGUCACCAGUCAUUCACUGGCUUGAACAAUGGGAACAUGGUGUUUUAUUGAUUUGUUAUUAACCAUGAUAAAGGCUGACUGUGAUAUAAGUGGUAUCUAUGAAAAAAGAUAUAGAGAAAGCUGAUGGUCCUACUGGAAGGCACACAGGAUGCAGAUUUUCUAAAGGCGGAAGAAAACUACAGGCCCUUUGCCUGAAAAUUAUUGAAUAUUUAUUAUUUACUAAUUCUUUAAAGUCAAAAUUUAAAUCUAAUUCAAAAUUACUCUAAAUACAAUAUGUUUGCAUGCACAUAGAGGCAGGACCCUGAAGCAUCACCUUCCCAGGUGUGGAUUAGUGAAGGUUAGCUAAUCCAAGUUCCAGUUACAUUAUCAUGGUCUGAGCCUGAUACUAAACCAAACUCCCGAGAAUGUAAGGUGAUUCCUCCCAGUCAUUUUUCCUCUGCAGGAACUUAACAACCAAUAACCUAAGCUAUUAUCAAUGGUUACUAUAUUUGUUCUUCACAAUUUGAACAAAGCUUUUGACACUAUCUUAACUGGUUUCAAUCUUAUAUCGACAAAAGGAAAUUUGCCAUUGGCUUCAGAGAUUGUGUUUCACAAACCUAUUGUAUAUCUUGUGGGGUUGCACAGAGCAGUUGUCUCAGCCCACCACUCUUCUCACUAUACAUGCAUUCGCUGGGUGAUAUCAUCAAGCAACAUAACAUGAAUUAUCACAGCUAUGCUAAAAAUACUCUACUAUACAUUUCAGUCGAACCUAAUGACCCUAUGGGUUUGUCCUCACAUACAAUCUGCUUAUCUACCAUUCAUUUUUGAUUAAUAUUUUUUUUAAAGCUCAAUGAAGACAAAAUGAAAGGUCUCUUACUUGCCCUCAAAAUCAAGUGGAACAUACUGUCUCUCAUCUCAUACUACUAUGUAGUCUGUCAACUCUGAUGUAAACUGUGUUUAGGAAACAUUUUUUAACAAUGCCUGAAAACUGAUUAAAUUAAAAUGUUGUACCUUAUUAUUCACCCUCAAAAACAUUCUAUUAACAGGCUCCAGCUAAUUCAAAACUCUGCCAAAAAAAUACUGACAGCAGUUAGAUUCAAGUUCUUCCUUAUGUUCCCCUGUAUUUUACAAAUUUGGACAUUUUAGAUAUAUGAAAUUGAAAAGGAACAGCAGGUCAGACUGGAAUCAUUUUUUACAUGCUGUUUCGAAGGCAAGUGAAAGUAAGUCAUUGUGGGACAGACAACUGAUAUUGUUAUUGAUUUUACAUAUGAACAUGAGAUACAAGUAUAGACUCCUACAGAAAACCAAACCAGCAUUUCACAGUUUUCAGUUUGCUCUGUUGCACACAUUUCAGCCCUGUCAACAGACAAGAACCUUGAUUUCCACAAAAUCCUAGAUUAUGUUCAUUCAAAUUUUUUCUGCAUUGUUUGGCUGUGAGUUGUAUCCCCACUUUUGAUAGACCCUGGGAAAUCCUUUGGGCCACCUUUUGGCUUCUAACCACUGACUCCAGCUCCCUCUGAAUAGCCUUCUCAUCCCAAAUAUUAAUGAGGGCCUUGACAUUUUGGUUUGUCCAACAAGUAUUAUAUAUUGUUCUUUUUUUUUUAAACUAUUGGCGAUACAGAUGCAGUAGUAACAUGUAGUAAAGAUGUUUAUGUGUUUGUUGUAGUCCUUUUAACAAUAAAUCUGCUUGACUAACCACUUUAAGUCAGUUCAAUUUUGUUUAUAUAGCCCCAUAUCACAAAUCACUCAUCCCCAAAACAGGCAGACAACAAUAAACAGAACCCAUGGCAAUGGCUACACAUUACAUUUUUAAUUAAAUUAAGUUCCUGCAGUGUAAAAGGGCUAAUUGUCAGUGGUCCCAGUUCCAGUCCACAUCUGUGAAACAAAUGCUAGUUAUCAAUUCUUCUGAGCUGUGACAAAGAUGCAGUGGAAAGUAUAUUGAGACCCCCCCCCCGCCCCGCGUCUUUUCUGUCUCACUCUCCUGGAAACAUUGCUGAUUUCUGUAAAUAUAUGGAAAUUUUUAUUUCAGUAUUCAUUUUUUCACUGGACUGAAAUCUGCGAAAGAACUGUAUCUUCUCGGAUCCUUUCAGAGUGGAAAUGAAUGAAUAAGUCAACAGAAGAAUAAUAAGGAAGAUGGAAGAAAUUAAGCCUAUUUUCCAUGGUGUAUAUUUUUAUUGAUGAAUAAAAAGACCAGUGGUUUCAGAAAAGCAGUUUGAUUAUGUGCUUAAAUUAGUUUUUGAUCCAUAUGUGCAAAACUUGACAAAUGCCAAAUUUUUUACUUAUUUUUCUAUUAUUAUGUCUGGUGCAGCAGAUAGCCCAUUUGAGAUUCUCAUUACGUGCUGUGAUAAAUAUGUCUUUUCUUGACAUGCCAUCUGACCCUACACUGUCUGUUAAAAACCCCCGCUCUCUCUUUCUCUUUAUUUUCCAGUGCUCUAACUGAUUAACAGAGAAAUAAAUAACCUCACGCAAAGACCAUGAAACGUUUUUAAUUGGGGCCUCAGCAGUAUUCUAUGUGUAAUCAUUGGCUUCAGAUGCCUCAGAGUGCAGCUUUUACAACCAUCAAGGGAUUUAUAAAUCUGCCUUGGUAACAGUGUGCCUGUUGGUGAACCUACAAACCGCAUCCCUAGAGGCCCAAUAGGGGCCAUAAAUAAAUCACCAUUAAAGUCUUUUGUAAAGCUUUCCCAAUGAUUAAUACAGUCUCUAUUAAAGGGUUGUUAUUUUGAAUUAGCUGAGUUUUUUGACAUGGAGAUAUUCAGCCUCUUUACAUUAUAUUGUGGUCCAUGUAAAGCAUGAAAAAUGAUUGUGUCAGCUCAUCAUUAAUUUGCCUUUACGCAGCAUGUUCUUUUAUUUCAUGUUUAGAGGAGAAUGCUUUGGUCGCCUAUUCUAAGGUGUUUGCUAAUUACCAAUUUCUUGGAUAAAGGCAAGAAAGAUGGAGUGGAAGAAGAACACAAGAUCAUUUUUAAAAAAGCUCUGGGGUCAUGCAACAAAUUAUAAGCACUGUCCCUGCUUGUGCUGCUUGUUUAUUCAAGAAAUAAUUAGGGAGGUUGGUGUACUUACUGUCUUUGAAAACAAGAUUGACCUCAACACCAGUCAGUGUGGAUGGUUUAAUAGUAAGGCUGAAAAUAUAAAUAAUUAAAGACAAAUGUAAUUGAGGUACUGAGUGUAGACAUCAUUUAAAGGGCUGCUCACGGUAAACUGAAACUACAAGCUCUGUAAACAGAGCUGUGACUGAUGGGUUUUUCAAAGCCACUGUUCUUCUGCCAAAUAAAGCCACUAAUGGUUUUCAUCAACAGUUUCCAUAAUCAUGCCCAUCUCUAAUAGUUAUAUAUUACAGAAAGUAACAAAGGCACAAACAACAGCUACUAUGACAUCCUAAACAUACAAAUGAAUGUUUGAAUGAGUGUAUGCGUAAGUCAAGAAUUCACUUGUUUCUGUAUUCUACUGUUUUCUUGGGCCUGUAUCACAAAGUUCAACUGAGUCUGGCUCUCUCUGUGCUACCAGAGAGAUCCCAAUACAUUCCCUUUUCUGAUUGCUUCCUGAUCCUCAUUCUGGGUCCAUCAUAAAGGCAUUCGAGCUCCCUUAUUUCUGAUCACUAACAGACUAAGUAACUGUCUUCAUUCAUUAGAAAAAUCUUUCUUUUCCUGAUCUGUUAUUUCCUCUUUUAAUCUGUAUCACUGAUACUAUUACAGUUGGAGAGAUGAGGGGAGUCUGUUGUCUUUCCUCUCAUCUUUCCCUGCAUUUCUCCUCACGCCUUUAGUGGGAGGGACUAAGAUGCAAGGAAAAGACACAAGUGAGGAAAGCAUGAAUGCAAUUAAGGGAAAUGGGAAGUACCUCUGGUUUCACCAAACCUAACACUAGAAAUGCUAGAUAAGCAGUAUCAUUAAGCUGGUUAUCAAUUGGCUCUGUUAACUCUGGGUUUUCCUAUUCAGAUAAGAGAGGAGUAGUAUUUAAUAUGAGAGAAGGUGAAACCCCUGGGAAAACUAUGCUAUGGUGUAAAGAAAAAUAAAGGUUAAAGAUAUAUAGUUUAGUCACACAAAAACAAAAUAGGGAGGAAUAGAAAAAGUAUAAGAAAUAUGUAAAUAUUAAAGGGGAACUCUGUUGAUUCUACACGUCACACACACGGUACUAUAUGUAAAAAAGUUCUACAGUCUUUUGUGGUUCCAGAAAGAGCUGUGUGAAGGGUUGAGAAGAAGAAUGUUCGAAGAAGAAUGGAGUGGAAUAAAAAAGAUAA